Molecule: messenger RNA, 1226 nt
Organism: Python bivittatus (Burmese python)
Lineage: Eukaryota; Metazoa; Chordata; Lepidosauria; Squamata; Pythonidae
Gene: SRXN1
Product: sulfiredoxin 1
Biological process (GO): cellular response to oxidative stress
Cellular component (GO): cytoplasm
Molecular function (GO): sulfiredoxin activity
Source: RefSeq, a predicted model, not a curated record
GCGGAGGUGGUGGGAAGGGGCGCCACGCGGCGACCGCGGCCGGGGGCGGCGCUGGAGCGCCAUGGACGGCGAAGGCGGCCGCAGCAUCCACUCGGACAACGUCCCCGACGUCCACGAGGUGCCCCUGCGGGUGAUCAUCAGACCCAUCCCGCCGGUCCUGGAGGAGAGUAAAGUGGAGAGCCUCAUGCGCACCGUCCAGGAGGAUCCUGACCAGGUUCCCCCAAUUGAUGUUCUCUGGAUCAAAGGUAGAGAAGGGGGAGAUUACUUCUACUCCUUCGGAGGCUGUCACCGUUACGCGGCGUACAAGCGUUUGAACAAGGAGACCAUUCCAGCUAAAAUCAUCCGGUCUACGCUCAGCGACCUGCGUACCUACCUGGGCUCUUCCCUCCCCGAUUUGCGAUAGGCUUUUUCCCGGCCACCCGAUUCCAGAGCAUCCUUGGGCCCUCUGAAUCUUGGAACGGAGACAAGGACUGGUCUUUCUCUCCUUUGCCAGACGUUCAACAAUGAGGACUAGCGGCCUGGUGUUAUCCCUUCCGCAUCUUGGUUGGACGUAGGAUGGCCCAGCCUAUAAGAGCCCUGAGCCGUGAGAGGGACGGCCUACUCAGUUUAUGGGGGGGUUGGUUCCUGCUUGUUUGGGAACUGAGAUGAGAAAGGGCUAAGCUGGCACUUGGUGUUAAAUCACACAAGUAGAAUGGUCUACCUUUGUGGCCGUGCAGACUGGGGGAGAUGGGAGUUGUAGCCCAACCUGGUCAGAAAGGCACAGGGUGGGGAAGGCGAUGAGCGAAGAGUGGAGAAUCAGAGGACAUUGCACUGCACAACAGCGAAGGCUAGAUGGCAGCAAAGAGGCACAGAGAAACCCUCGCUCUCUGCUGACAUCUAGAGGUCCUUUGGAUUUUCCAAGGCCAGGUUUGGGAGCUCUUGGUCAACUCCAGACUUACCUCGCAGGCUGCUUCUUGGGGGAAAAUGGGAGAAGGGACUGCCGUGUCUACCUGCCUGAGUUCCCCAAGGAAAUCUGGGAUUUAAAUCUAGGAAGCUUUCAGCGUGCAGGAAGGAAGUUUGCAAGGGAGCUGAGAAUACAAGGCACUCUCAGGGUUGAACCACAGCACUGAGAACUCGGAAGCUACUCCCAAAUACCCCGUUUAAUCUCAGCUUGCUUUUCCUUUUGGAUGUAGGUCAAUCACAACAUGUAUUCUUUUUUUAAAAAAAUAUUUUACACUAUUUCCAAA